GGUCAUUUGAAGUUAUUUUAUAAACAAGUCAGUGAGCAUCGUGUGCAGCUGAAAUUUUCGAUUUUGAUUAUUUGAUAAAGUACAAUGCCGGCCGUUGCUAAAUCAUCCAAAGUCAAACUAAAAGGGAAGAAGAAUGAAAAACAACCUCUUAUUUUGUCGAAGCCGAACAAGAAGCGCCCUCCGGUGAAGGAACAAAGCGAAAAAGGCAUCAUCUACAUAAAACAUCUUCCUCAUGGGUUCUUCGAGAAACAGUUGCGUUUGUUUUUCUCCCAAUUUGGCGAUGUCACCCGGGUUCACGUGGCUCGUUCGAAGAAAACAUUGCGCAGCCGAGGUUAUGCCUAUGUGGAAUUUCGCUACCGGGAAGUGGCUCAAAUCGCGGCCGAAACAAUGGAUAACUAUCUGAUGUUUGGUAAGAUACUGAGGACCGGUAUGCUUCCGGCUGGUGCCAAGCAUAUCCCGCGAAAAUAUGAGAUGGCUUACGAUGCAAAUGGGAACGAGACAAGCACUUACAAGAUAUGGGUCAAACGGUUGGUUGCCAAAAGUAACGGACGCGUCACGAAGACCGGGGUUGUCAAUCGCAACAAUAGGGCCCUGGCCAAGCUGAAACAACUUAAGGCUAAAUACGCGGAAAUGGGUGUCGAUUAUAGUGUUGACGAUAUUACUCCAACAUAUGCGGAAGCUGAUAUCAAAAAGCCGGAACAUGAUUCCGAGGAAGAAAAACUUCGAGCUGUGAAAGCAAAGAAGGCAUCCAGGCAGAAGAAAAAAAUGGAAAAACAGCAGACAUCCGUUCAGAGUAUGGGUACGAAUCCACCAAUUGAGGAUUCAUCAGAUGACGAUGAAGGUUCGAGCUUCCAGCCUUUGGAAUCCACAGAUUGGGAUAUGCCACAAUCCGAUGGGGAAGAUGGUAAAGGGGAACCAGGGGAGGGUAAAGUCUCCGUCAAAGGUCAGUCCUCUAAGUCAGCAGCUGUGAAGUUCGCUGCUAAAGCUAAAUUGAAAAUUGACAAAGAAAAGAGUAAACUGAAAAACAAGCCAAGUGAGCAGACCAAUAAAGUUGUUGAUUCCCAAGAAAAGGGGGGUAAACGUAAGAAGGAUAAGGCCAGCAAACCAGUUGAAACGGUAAUUCCUGAUACAACUGAGAGUGCACGAAAGGAAAAAGUGGGACCCAAGAAAGACCGAAAAGUUGCUGGUGGUGGCAUUGUCAAGAAAAGCAAAGCCAAAAAGCAGAAAGUCAUCGAAAAAGCUAGUAGUCCCCUUAAGGCAGCCGCUAAGGUACUCGUGGAGGAUCCAAGUGUACGAAAAGUUAAAGCAAAAAACAUGAAAAAGAAAAGGAAAGCGUAAUGUUCUGAAUAAAUAUUUUCUUUUCUUUAUUAAA
Molecule: messenger RNA, 1372 nt
Organism: Toxorhynchites rutilus septentrionalis
Lineage: Eukaryota; Metazoa; Arthropoda; Insecta; Diptera; Culicidae
Product: MKI67 FHA domain-interacting nucleolar phosphoprotein
Exons: 2
Coding region: 85-1338 (417 amino acids)
Biological process (GO): maturation of LSU-rRNA from tricistronic rRNA transcript (SSU-rRNA, 5.8S rRNA, LSU-rRNA)
Cellular component (GO): nucleolus
Molecular function (GO): RNA binding
Source: RefSeq, a predicted model, not a curated record